Messenger RNA from Micromonas pusilla CCMP1545, 1662 nucleotides. RefSeq lists its product as uncharacterized. NCBI's taxonomy places the organism in Eukaryota, Viridiplantae, Chlorophyta, Mamiellophyceae, Mamiellales, Mamiellaceae. The transcript has a single exon. The coding region runs from base 1 to 1662 and encodes 553 amino acids. The record is from RefSeq and is a predicted model, not a curated record.
AUGGGGUUCGCGUGCUGCGGGGGUAAGCCCAAGGCGGACGCCGACGGCCCGGCGGGCGGCGCGGGCGACGGGACAGGGAAGAAGCCCGCGGUCAAGUCGCCGACGAAGAAGCAGGCGAAGAAAGAGCUGAUCGCGGAGCUCGAGUCCAACGUCCCGACGCAGGUUGGCGCGUGGCACGAAGCCAUGGACGCGAUCGAGUGGAGCGGCCCGAAAGUCCCGGAGACCGCGCCGAGCGAGGAGGAAGAGCCGCUCAUGGUCCCGGAGCAGAAGACGAUGAUGCAGGGGAUGCCGAUGUUCCCGUGGGAGGUGGGAGAGUGGACGGCGAAGCAGUACCGAGAGAUCAUGGAGGCGUGCGCGCGGGACAUCAACCUGGACGCGUCCAAGGGGAGGCCGGACUGCACGAAGCUCAGCACGGAGGCGAAGAUGCAUCACCUGCGAAGAUGCAUCGCGGACGUGCUGAAGAGCAAGGUGUACCACUUCAUGCUUCGAAUGUUCGAAGGCCCCGAGCUCGAGCUCGAGGUGGCGUCGCAUCGCUUCCUCUCGCGGCUCCUGCGCGGGUGCAAAGACUCCAUAUACUACAACAUCGACAAGCCGUUCCCGGAGGCGUACGCGGACGUCGCGGAGUCCAAAAAAACCGGCGCGGCGGCGUACCUCCGGAUGUUCCUCGUCCGAUUCGCGAAGCGCUUUCCCCCCGCGCAGGGUUUCGUGAACCCCGCGUACGACUCCCCGGCGUCGCGCGAGCGAAUCAUCUCCGAGUGCGGCGAGCAAGGCUUAGCGCUGUGGAACUUCAUGGAGGCGACGGAGCACCACCCCGCGGCGUGCGUCUUACUCCCGAACAAUAAGACGAUGAAGGCGUUCAACGCGGUGCCGAAGCCGUGGUCGUGGAAGGCGGUGAAUCUCUUUUACGAGUACGCCAUAUGCGAGCCGUCGUAUCGACUCGCGGAUCAGGCGUCCAUCUUCAUCAUCGACACCGGGAAGCUCGGGAUGACGAUGUGGACCGCGAGCGUCAUCAAAGCCGUCGCGUCGCAGCUCGCCGCGGCGCAGUUCCACCCGGAGCCGUUCAGCGCUUUCGUCAUCGCGCACUCUCCCGCGUUGUUCAACUUCGCGUGGAGCAUCGGAAAGUAUUUCAUCACGGAGACGGCGCGCGAGAAGUUCGUCGUGCUGUCCGGCAGCGCGGCCGCGCACUUCGAGAAGAUUGGCGUCGCGCGCGAGCACAUCCCGCCGGAGAUUGGCGGGACGUCGAAAUCGGAGGUUCUGUUGAAACCCCCGGACGUGUUGAGAAGGAUGAUGCACAAGCGGGCCAUCAACGCGCACUACGAGCAGUACGGCGACGACCUCAAAGACAUGGAGGACUCCGCGUUCGAGUCCCUCGGGACGCUGUCGCCGAACAGCAGCUCGGACGACCUCGGGUCGAUGUCGUUGAUCAAGCGCGAGAGUUUACGGCGAGAGAGUUUCGGCGUGAGGCGGUUCGGGAAGAAUAAGACGGCGCUGUUGGCGGCGAAGACGGCGAGGAACACCACCGUGAUCGUCUUCAUGUUCGUGAUGGCCUACGUGAUCUUCAUCGUCAUGCGCGUGGGGGGCGACGCGCGACGGGCGCGGGAGAUGCUGACCGCCGCCGCGAUGGCGGCCGCGGCGAGCGCGUCGUCGCGGGCGUCAAAAUAA